ACUGUUCUCAUUGUGCUGGCUGACGAUAGCGUUGAGGACUCAAAGGUCCGCAUCAACAAGGGUGAGCAGAGAAACCCGGCAUCAUGCAUCUUUCCGCAGCUGAUCAGUGAGUGGCUCUAAGAUCAGAUCCGCUGACACUAAUUGUUCUUUAUCAUUCUUCGACAUGCCGCAGUUGUCCGCAACAACCUUCGCGUCCGUCUCGGAGAUGUUGUCUCACUUCACACCUGCACCGACAUUAAGUACGGCAAGCGCAUCCACGUCCUGCCCAUCGACGACACCGUUGAGGGUGUCACUGGAAAUCUAUUCGAAGUCUACCUGAAGCCAUACUUCUUGGAGGCCUACAGACCUGUUCGCAAAGGAGAUUUAUUCCUCGUUCGUGGUGGUAUGAGGGCUGUUGAAUUCAAGGUCGUUGAGACUGAUCCCGCCGACUAUUGUAUUGUCGCUCAAGAUACCGUCAUCCACUGCGAGGGCGAGCCUAUCAAGCGCGAGGAUGAAGAGUCCAAUCUUGCCGACGUCGGAUAUGAUGACAUUGGAGGAUGCCGCAAACAGAUGGCCCAGAUCCGUGAGUUGGUCGAACUUCCCUUGCGCCAUCCUCAGCUCUUCAAAUCGAUCGGUAUCAAGCCUCCCCGUGGAAUUCUGAUGUUCGGACCCCCUGGAACAGGAAAGACCUUAAUGGCUCGUGCGGUCGCCAACGAGACGGGAGCCUUUUUCUUCUUGAUCAACGGACCUGAGAUUAUGUCCAAGAUGGCUGGAGAGAGUGAGAGCAACCUGCGCAAGGCAUUCGAGGAGGCCGAGAAAAACAGUCCCGCCAUUAUCUUCAUCGACGAAAUUGAUUCGAUUGCCCCCAAGCGUGAAAAGACCAACGGAGAGGUCGAAAGGCGUGUCGUCUCGCAGCUGUUGACGCUCAUGGACGGAUUGAAGGCUCGCUCGAACGUUGUUGUCAUGGCUGCUACCAACCGCCCCAACUCGAUCGAUCCUGCCCUCCGCCGCUUCGGGCGCUUUGAUCGCGAGGUCGAUAUUGGUAUCCCAGACCCUACCGGCCGUCUCGAGAUUCUUCGCAUCCAUACCAAGAAUAUGAAGCUGGAUGACGAUGUCGAUUUGGAGCAGAUCGCCUCUGAGACCCACGGAUACGUCGGAUCGGAUGUCGCUAGUUUGUGCUCUGAGGCCGCCAUGCAGCAGAUUCGUGAAAAGAUGGACCUCUUUGACCUCGACGACGAGACCAUCGAUGCUGAGGUUCUGGAUUCACUGGCUGUUACCAUGGAAAACUUCCGUUAUGCUUUGGGCGUCUCGAACCCAUCGGCCCUUCGCGAGACUGUGGUCGAGGUUCCCACGACGACAUGGAACGAUGUCGGUGGUCUGGAAAAGGUCAAGCAGGAACUUCAGGAGACUGUUCAGUACCCCGUCGAGCAUCCCGAAAAGUUCCUGAAGUUCGGCAUGUCGCCUUCCCGUGGAGUUCUCUUCUAUGGACCCCCUGGAUGCGGUAAGACUCUUUUGGCCAAGGCCAUUGCUAACGAGUGCCAGGCCAACUUUAUCUCGAUCAAGGGACCUGAGCUUUUGACUAUGUGGUUUGGAGAGUCCGAGGCCAAUGUCCGCGACGUGUUCGACAAGGCUCGUGCCGCCGCACCCUGCGUGAUGUUCUUUGACGAAUUGGAUUCAAUUGCCAAGGCCCGUGGUAAUAGCGGCGGCGAUGCUGGCGGUGCCGGUGAUCGUGUCCUCAACCAGAUCCUUACUGAGAUGGACGGAAUGAACGCCAAGAAGAACGUCUUUGUCAUUGGUGCCACCAACAGACCCGACCAGAUCGACGGUGCCCUGCUGCGUCCUGGCCGUUUGGACCAGUUGAUUUACAUUCCCCUUCCAGAUGAGGCGUCGCGUCUCUCUGUGUUGAAGUCUACGCUUCGCAAAUCCCCUGUCUCGGCCGAUAUUGAUCUUAGCUUCAUUGCCAAGUCGACCCAUGGAUUCUCUGGAGCAGAUUUGACGGAGAUUUGCCAACGUGCCUGCAAGCUUGCUAUCCGCGAAAACAUUGAGGCCGAUAUCCGCAGGGAGCGUGAGCGCAAAGAACGCGGCGAGGAGGAGGCAAUGGAUGAGGAUGAAGAGGAUGCAGUUCCCGAGCUCACGGUUGCUCAUUUCGAAGAGGCCAUGAAGUUUGCGCGUCGUUCUGUCCAGGACAGUGAUAUCCGUCGUUAUGAGAUGUUUGCGCAGAACUUGCAGAACUCGCGCGGAUUCAACACGUUCAAGUUCCCUGAGGGCGGAGUCGGUGGCUCGGUGGCGCCAGCCCAGGCCGAGACAAACGCAGCGUUCGGGCAGGAUAGCACCGCUGACGACGACCUCUACUCGUAAACACCAAUGUUUUUCUUCAUCAAGGCCGACACCCUUUUUUUGUAUAGUACAGCACGAUUGAAUAUUGAAUAUGGGUACUUCCCCUUAACUGAUGCAGCUAAAGUGACUGCCCGAAAAUAAAAAAGAAAAAAAAUUGUAAACACGCC
Messenger RNA from Gamsiella multidivaricata, 2483 nucleotides. RefSeq names its product P-loop containing nucleoside triphosphate hydrolase protein. Bases 385 to 2337 code for a protein of 650 amino acids. Gene Ontology annotation, cellular component: cytosol; VCP-NPL4-UFD1 AAA ATPase complex; nucleus. Gene Ontology annotation, biological process: mitotic spindle disassembly; autophagosome maturation; retrograde protein transport, ER to cytosol. The record is from RefSeq and is a predicted model, not a curated record. Gene Ontology annotation, molecular function: ATP hydrolysis activity; ATP binding; polyubiquitin modification-dependent protein binding. Lineage: Eukaryota; Fungi; Mortierellomycota; Mortierellomycetes; Mortierellales; Mortierellaceae. The transcript is spliced from 2 exons.